Messenger RNA from Diatraea saccharalis (sugarcane borer), 2131 nucleotides. NCBI's taxonomy places the organism in Eukaryota, Metazoa, Arthropoda, Insecta, Lepidoptera, Crambidae. The record is from the annotation of a GenBank genome assembly.
AUAUUGAUAUUUUAUUCAUAAACAUCGAUGUUUGGCUAGAAAACAUCGAUGUGCCGAUGUUAUCGAACUUAAAACAUCGAUGACAAAACAUCGAUGAAUAUCGAUCAUCCCUAUUUUGAAUUUAUUUUAUUUUGUGAUAAUUGCGAUUUUGUAUUUUUUAAAUGCGUUUUUAGCUAAAGAUUGUCUUUUUAACUUUUUUUUUUAAAUAAUGGAUAAUUGUAUAGAAAACAAUAAAAGAAUUUGUUGGAAACGGAAGCGACCAAAUCCCUUUUUUCAAGAAAGUUUGGAAAGACUUUAUGAAGAUGCCAAGAAUACGAAAAGUAGAUUAGAACCAAUGUUAAAGGAAGCUUUAGAUUCGUUAUCUAAAUACCCUUUACCACUCAAGUCCGGAGCAGAGUGCUUUAUUCUCAAAGGGUUCAAUAAGAAAUUAUGUGUGUUUCUGGAUAAAUGUUUAGAACAUCAAAAUGGGAAUAAUAAUAUGGAACAAGCACCAAUUUCUGAAUCAUACGCAACUGAACUUUCAGGUGCACAAACAAGCUCGAAUGAAAAUACACAUACUGAUCUAAAAAGCAGUUCUUCAGCUAAAGACAGAAACUCUGGCAAUAGUAUAGAUCAAACUGAUGGAAGUAAAAAUGUUCAUUCUGUUUGUUCACCAUCAAAAUCAAACACAAACUCACAACAAUCUGUAACAUCAUUAAAACAAACUAAAAGCAAAACAUAUAAACCUGCACAUAGAUCAGGCGGUUAUGCUAUUCUAGUGGCUUUACUAGAGAACAUGCAGGAAAACCCUUGUAAAGUGGCACUUUCCAAAGAUGAACUAAUAAAAAAAGCACAGAAACAUUGCGAAGAGUCCUUUAUAAGACCUAAACCAGAGUCUUUUUAUACAGCUUGGUCAAAUAUGAGUAGAUUAAUAACGAAGGGUCUUGUUAUAAAAAGCAAGAAGAAAAAGACAGAGUAUGCAUUAACAGAGCUAGGAGUGUCAAUAGCAACCAAGCUUUUGCAAGAAUCUGCCAAUAUACCAACAAUGAAUGAAAUCAUAUUUCACAGUGACUCUUUUACUCCUAGUUUGUCAAACACAACCGAGCUUGAUAAACAGUCAAGUGGUUCACAAACAAGUGGAACUUUCUCUAACAGCGAUAUUCCCACUGCUGUCAUCCAAAUGCCUGCUGGAUCAUUUGAUAUUGUACUACUCAUAGACAAGAAUGAAACUAGUGGCACUUCAAAGAAAAAUGAUCCCACAGUAGCACAGUUUAAUAAAUAUCCAGACAUGGCACAUGAGUAUAGAAGCCUGAAAGUUGGAGAUUUUACUUGGAUUGCAAGACAUAAAGUUAAUAAAGAACAAGAGCUAGUGUUGCCUUUCAUAGUUGAAAGAAAAAGAAUGGAUGAUUUAGGUCAUAGCAUUAAAGAUGGAAGAUUUCAUGAACAGAAGUUUAGAUUAAGGAAAUGUGGUUUGAAGAAUGUUAUUUAUAUGGUAGAAAAUUAUGGUAGUAAUAGUCAUUGUGGAUUGCCGAUCCAGUCUUUGAUGCAAUCUUUAGCCAACACAAGAAUACAGGACGGCUUCAAAGUUCACAUGACUGAUAACUUAAGUCAUUCUGCUAGAUUUUUAGCUAUGAUGACUAAAAGACUUAUUUUAGAAUAUAAGGUAAAUAUUUUGCUCAAUUUCUUUCUCAAUUUAUUCUAGCACAGAUUGGAAUGAAAGCAAUUUUUUGCAAUGAAAUUGUACAAAGCAUAAUGAAGUUGAAUUUGAAUAAUUUUUCAGAAUCAAGAUUUACGGGGCUGUAACAGUGAACCAACAGAUGAGCAACUAAUGACUUUUGAUUAUUUCAACAAAACGUCAUCAAAGAGUAAACCCUUAUCUGUAUCAGAGACUUUUAUAAAAAUGCUUCUGCAAAUAAAAGGUGUUUCUGUUGAAAAAGCAUUAGCUGUCACAAAUGUGUAUAAAACACCCGUAGCUUUGUUAAAAGCGUUUGAAGAUUGUACCGAUAAGAAAAAUGGAGAGAUGUUAUUAGCUAAUAUAAAAUAUGGUAGCACAAAACGAAAUAUUGGUCCUUGUAUUAGUAAAACAUUGUAUCAUUUAUUUUCUAUUCAGUAAACCAAUUAAAUAAGUUGUGACCAAAUUAUAAUAAUAUAA